AUCAUAACCUGCUACGUAUGUUCUCCUAAGUGAAUGAACGUAGCAGUUUAGGAAAAUUGGGUUAGGGAAAGGGUUAGCUAAAAUUCUAUCAUAACCUGCUACAAAAAGUAACUUCCGUCCGUAGCUGCAUUCUAUCUAGUAACAACUGCAAACUCUGCUUUCGUUGCUGUACCAUGGUGAAACGAGCACACUGAGUAACGUGUACAUUUUUGUUUCCCAAUCACACGAAUGAGGAGGGGACUAAUUCGGAUGACACAUGAAAAUGUAACAACAAAUGGGGGAAAAAAAACCUUCUGGACCAUGCUAGCAAAUAUACUGUUCUGUGACGCUAAUACGUGCUAAUAUUAGCAAGCAUGGUGAGACCAAAGAGAACCUGUCGUGUCGGUGUAUGUCGUGCUUGUGGGGAAAACAUUUCCAAUAGAAUAUACGUGCACAAUCUAUUCAGUCAGUUCGAAGGUCAAUGUUUGAAACCAUUUGACUACACCACAGCAUUGGAGGACCUCACUGGACCAAUUUCUCAGGACGAUGCCUUACCACAGAUCAUUUGCGAAACGUGUCGUAAACUUCUCAAACGGUACUACAAAAGCUUUUGCGAUGUGGAGAAAAUUGGCAGUAUAUUUCGAGAAAGUGCUCAGAAGCAGAGGGAAAGUCACUCUCUUGCAUGGCGAACUCGGGACGCCCAACAAGGUGAGAUUAGUAUCACCCCCUUUCCCCACGAGAGAAUGACAGACGCGUGUAAGGUUACCCCGCGAGAUUUGACCGUAACGUUAGUAGUUGUGCCAAAGAGCGAGUACACAGGCGAAGAAGCCACGCCACAUCCCAACAACGAUAACAUCAAACCUGAGCCUGCAGAAAUCUCAGUAUACCUGGAAGAAGAUAUGGAGCAGGAUCCACAGUCUGGCGAUGAUGCUGCUUCUUCGAAGUUAAGCCAGGUGAGUGUGCCAACUAAAUACAUCCUUACUGGACCCAUGGAAAAACUUGUGGAUAACAUGUUGAAUGGACAAUUCUUCAGCGCAGCAAAGGCAAUAAUGGAAAUUCCUGAUUUGGCUCCCCUUGUUACUAAAGAGGUUUUGAACCAAGUUGUCAAAGAAUGCAAAGAGCUCACUAGUGUUCCAUUCAACUCCAUACUUAGACAGACCAGUCCAUCUUCUCUGGAAGCCUUCAGAUGGGACACUGUUUUUACUGAAUGGAAGACAACCGCACCCACGUUCCUUAGGUUUCUGGAGUCCGCGAGCACAUCUACAUGGGUUUCUGCCCUGACCAAAGAACGUACACAGAGAAAGAACUUCGCCAUAGGCAUGGCUGGAGCCACUCUUCUCAAGGUACGUUGCGGCAGGAUGAGUGCACCCAUGUAUCGGAACUCGCUUAUCAUGCACCAGGCUCAGAAGAAAAAGUGCUUCAAUAGGUUUGCCAGACUUGGUGUCUGUGUUACAAAGCAAAGCAUGCUUCAUCUGUUGAGAAGAGUGAGGGCAUCUGAAGGAGUAACCAGGACUCCCUCUGCAGGUGAAGACCACAACUACGACUCAGUAGCGCCAAGAAGAUCCACAGAAAAUACUGACAGACAGCAGGAGGACACAGAGCCCACAGCGACUGAGAAGCAGGAGGACCCAGAGCCCACAGCGACUGAGAAGCAGCAGGAACCAAGGACCAGUCUGGGGGAAGAGCAGCUUCCAGACUCUGGAACGACAGAGUCCACAACAGUCACAUGCACUCCUCUCUUUCGGAGCAAAAACCAUGGUCAGGGCCCAUCCAAAUGCCAGGCCAAGCCCAAACCUCUGCCCAAACCCCAGCCUCAGCCCCAACAUCAGGCCCAGCCUCAGCCCCAACAUCAGGCCCAGCCUCAGCCCCAACAUCAGGCCCAGCCUCAGCCCCAACAUCAAGCCCAGCCUCAGCCCCAACAUCAGGCCCAGCCUCAGCCCCAACAUCAGGCCCAGCCUCAGCCCCAACAUCAGGCCCAGCCUCAUCCCCAACAUCAAGCCCAGCCCCAGCCUCAGGCCCAACCUCAGGGCCAGCCCCAGCCUCAGGCCCAACAUCAGGCCCAGCCUCAGGCCCAACAUCAGGCCCAGCCCAAGCCUCAGCCCUUCCCCACAACCUUUCUCCUGGCCCAACCCUUCCAAACAGCACAGAACCAAACUGUUGUGUUGUCUAAACAGAAUGCCCCCCUGAUGAUAUUUACACUUCCCUAUGUGCAAAGCCCUGCAGCUCAAAGUGAGGAAGUCAAAGGUGUGGAAAGCACUACGUUGCACAACUACAACGUUCCUUGUUCUUGCCAGGUUUGUGGGCAAUCAUUUGACUUCACGCGUCAUUUGAUAAGACAUGUUCAGAUGCACUUAGCGGAGCAAAACCGUUUGUGUGGUUUGUGUGGGAAGGUCCUUGGGGCUGCAGAGAACAUGGCGGUUCACCUGCAAACUCACAGUCUAAUGAAAACUUUUUGUCAUAUUUGUGGCAAAUGUUUCCCUAAGAAUUCUGAGCUGAGAUAUCAUAUAAGUAUUUAUCACUAUGUGGAGAAGCCACAUCUGUGCGAAGUGUGUGGCAAAACCUUCAGACAUGGCAAGGCCCUUAAAGAGCAUCAUACGUCCUUUCACAUAGAAGGACGAGAUAAGCCAUAUAAAUGCCAUUUGUGCAGAAAAGGCUUCUCAGGAGAAAGACAAGUUAAACUCCACCAGUUAACUCACACUGGAGAGAAACCGUUUCAGUGUGAAGAUUGUGGCAUGUGCUUCAGGGAGAAGAAUACUCUUAAAGGGCACAUGAGGACUCACACAGGAGAGAAACCGUAUAAGUGCAGAGAGUGUGGAAAAUGCUUUAGAUUGUUAGGUGCUUUAAAAUGUCACCUACUAACUCACACUGGAGAGAAACCGUAUCGCUGCAACGUCUGUGGCAGAUGCUUCAGUCAGUCCUCAUCCCGCAAGACUCACAUGAAAACUCACAAAAUGGCUCACGCACCACAGAGUCCAGAGAGUGCAGAAAAGGCUUUGUCGGAGUAGGAUCUCUAAAAUGCUGGUCCAAUGGAGAGACACCAUACAACACACAUGAACAUUUACUAAAGGGAGAACCCACAACAUGCCUUAGAAGUUGUAAAAGUGGCCUGUUCUGACAUGUUUUAGAAGACAAAGACAUGCCUCUAAAGUCACUUCUCUUGUUUAAAUACGUUGUGAAUUAGCAGUUUGAAACAUCGCUAAUGAACUUGUACUGUGGAAUGUUGGAGAGUCAGUCUAUGUCAUUUUCACAAAGAGGAAUCGACAGCAUGUGGUCAACUUGUCUGUCCCAAAUUGUUAUGAGACUGCCGACUGGUCCCUAAAAUAUGUUAGUCUCACAGUUACAGAUGGAUUCAUUUCUUUAUGUUUUGGUUAAAAAGUAUUGUAGUUGCCAGAGGAUAACACAAUAAAAUAUUUUGUACUGUUUUUCAACCACAGAAAGGACACACUUCUCAUAAUAAUGAGAAUGCAUAUUCACUAAAUAGGUUUAGCUCCUCUUCCAUGUAGUCUUACUGUUGGUUAAACCUUAAGAUGUAUGAGAACUGAAUGUUUUUUUUCUAAAGGCAUUUUAUUGAGAUCAUAUAGGGCGCAUACUAAACUCAGCAAAAAAAAGAAAUGUCCUCUCACGGUUAACUGCGUUUAUUUUCAGCAAACUUAACUUGUAAAUAUUUGAUUGAACAUAAGAUUCAACAACUGAGACAUAAACUGAACAUGUUCCACAGACAUGUGACUAACAGGAAUGGAAUCAUGUGUACCUGAACAAAGAGAGGGGGG
Oncorhynchus masou masou (cherry salmon) is the source of this 3749-nucleotide messenger RNA. Its product is annotated as zinc finger protein 250-like. Gene Ontology annotation, cellular component: nucleus. The record is from RefSeq and is a predicted model, not a curated record. Gene Ontology annotation, biological process: regulation of transcription by RNA polymerase II. The transcript is spliced from 3 exons. The coding region runs from base 354 to 2984 and encodes 876 amino acids. Gene Ontology annotation, molecular function: RNA polymerase II cis-regulatory region sequence-specific DNA binding; zinc ion binding; DNA-binding transcription factor activity, RNA polymerase II-specific. NCBI's taxonomy places the organism in Eukaryota, Metazoa, Chordata, Actinopteri, Salmoniformes, Salmonidae.